Molecule: messenger RNA, 6708 nt
Organism: Porites lobata
Lineage: Eukaryota; Metazoa; Cnidaria; Anthozoa; Scleractinia; Poritidae
Source: the annotation of a GenBank genome assembly
AUGGAUGAAAACAUGGCGGCCGAAUGGAAAGAAAAGGUUUUGGAUUUGUUUACGUGCGAAAAUGGGUCAUUCUCCUUGCAUGAAAUUAUGGAUCGCCUGGAGAUUAAGAGCAAUGCUAUUGUGAACGUAGCCAUAUUUGAACUUGUACGUGAAGGAGUUCUAACACAAACGAGUGAAAUGCCUCCCAAGUGGGAAUUUACUCGAGCGCAAAGGGAAACCGAAACUGAGAAAAAUUGUGUAGGGGAAAGAUCAGAUGAAGGUAAGCUUUUUGUAGUAAGUUACCGCUUAAAAAGUACACCCAAUGAUACAGAAAAAGAAGCGCAGCAAUUUAAAUCAGUUUACAGAACCACAACCAUUGCUUUUAUCGAAGACCAUAUUGCGGUAAACGUAUGCGAUGUACAGCGGUAAUUCAUGAAACCCCCUUUUGCGUUUCCGGCCGCCGCGUUGUGCGAAACCGAAACUCGUGCGGGGAAUAAGAUUGAGUUUCUGCUAUACAAGCACAAAACGUUUCGAAUUGAAAGUUGAAAGAUGCAUUUAUCUCAAUAACUUUUUUGAGGGAUAUGGCUUUGAAAAGUUCAGGGAAUUUGCCAGUUGUGUGCAAUUCUUUUUCUCAGCUGUCCUUGGUUAAAAGGAAAACGCGUGAGUAGAACUUUAUGUAAACUUAUUAAAUGCACGCACUACACUUUACUUUUAGGAGAUCAUUCGAAUCUCGUGAGAAUUUUCCUCUACAAAAUGCUUUAAAACUAGAUAUUACUAUUUGAAUCUCUUGAAUGUCUCUUUGCGCAAUGAUAUCUUGAAACGGCAUAUGAAAUGUUAUGGAGUUGUAUUUUACUGGGUUUCGCUUAUGUACAUGUAAGUAAAGCAGUAAAAAAGAACUUUUAUUUAAUGCAUUGUGAAAACAGUAGAUUCUCAUUUACAUGUUCAUUGUAACCUUCAACACAGAACAUUUGGCUCAUUCUUAGUGUAAGAACCUUAGUAGUGUAAACUACAAGGGAUGUAAAACCAAGAGAGCCCAAGAAGUACAUGUAUUAGCCACAGAUCCAAGAAUAACUCAGUUGUCAGGUUCUUACACUGAUGUGAACCCAUAAAUUUCACUUGGAAAUGUGUGAUUCUGUAAAAUAUGGUUUUUAAAAACGCCUAAUGUGGAAGGAAUUAUCAAUUCCUUGAGGGUGAGGUGCUAGGACUCUUAGGAGGUUCAGAUUAGGAUGUCAGAGGCUCAGGAAAUCCUCGAGAUGAGCAGUAUGGACAACUAGAUCACUUUCCAAGGUGGGGGGGGGGUGAAUUUCAAUUCAUUUUUACCUUAGUUCGAAAAUUACUAGUUACUGAUCUGUUAGGUUAUUCUUAGGACAUAAAUAAGUUAAACUGUAUCAUUUGUGGUAAAUGUUUCAUCUUAACCAAACAUGUUUCUUCAUGAAAAUGACCUUUACAUGGGGGCUGGGUGGGUAGGGCUCCUUCUUUUUCAUCUAAAAAAUAAAAGAAAGGGGGGGGGGUCCUAGGAAAACUUUGCUUUGUGAUGGGGUAUUGAUGUUUUCUGGAACAAAGUAUAUACGUGUAAUUCUGUUGGAAUAAAAUAGUAAAAAAGAUUGACGUCUUUAUUGUAGCUGCGGCUGAGCAUAGACGUACUUGAAAGGUUACUUAUACUACUGAAUUGUGUAUUUUCAAAUUCAAAUUUGACCAUACAGCACUAUUUUAGUGACAUUUACAUGUGUUCAAGAUGUGUUAUCUUUGCUAUGUCACUUCUUAACUGUUUAAUAUCCAAAGACAUUUUAUAUGCCAUUUAGGUGACAGGGCUGUCACUAAGGGCCAGGUGCCAUAAAUUUUCCCCAUUUACUACAAGCAUGACCCCAGUACCUCCUGUGUAGGAAACAAAAAUGGAACCAAGAGAAAUUCCCCAUCUACAUGUACUAAAGUGUAUACACCCCAGCUCGGCGAAAUCCUGAUGUAUUAGCCAUUUUGGAGUGGCAUAGGGAACUGGGGCAAGUUUCAAAUUUAAACUAACAAUAAACUGACACCACCAUAUAAAAGGUCAUGUUGAGAUUGGUUAAUUGACCAAGUUUGGUGCUCUAAAGUUGAACAGGGAUCAAGUUAUGAUUCUUGAAACAUGGUUAAAGAUCCUUACAAAUGUCUGUAAUUUUGUGACAGCAUCCCCCAAAACCAUACAAACUCUUCAAAAUAUUUUUCAGUUUUUCUGUUAAACUGUAAAAUUCGCCAUGCACCUACUACAUGUACUUGGAAGGAACUAAUUCAAAAAUCACUAUGUUUGUUCAUUUUCAAGAAUAUCACAGAAAUUGUGAAAGAAAUUAAGAGUUUAUAUGGUUUUGGGGAACGCUGUCACAAAAUUACAGAUGUUUGAAUUGAUCUUUAACCAUGUUUCAAGAGUCAUAACUUGAUCCCCAUUCAACCUUAGGGCACCAAACUUGGUCCAAUAACCAAUCUCAUCAUGACCUUUUAUAUGAUGGUGUCAGUUUGUCGAUUAGUUUAAAUUUGCAACUCACCCCAGUUCCCGACACAACUCUGAAAUGGCCAAUAUCUGGGUAGUUGAUUUUUACUGUGGACACUUUUCUAGGGAAUGAAAAUAUAUAAUUCAAGUUCUUGGUUAUUUCCAGUGAUAGCCAUUUGAUUCGAUUCAGGAUUAUUUGGUUCUAUAUUUACGUUAAUUUGAAACUAAGCUAUAGGCUUACAUGUACCUGCCCCAGGCUAUCAUCACAAGCCCUUAGAUUUCAUGGUAGUGAUUGGUUCUACUGAUGGUCACUUUACCAAGAUUUACCAAAGUAGCGCCACAGAUACACUGUGUACACUGUAUAGCAUUACCAUAAGUGGUCUUUUACUUCCUAUCUCUUGGGACAGGUUGAGAUAAAGACACUUUGAGGACACUGUCAGAUGGUGUAUGUCUCACUUUGUCACCAUCUUCAUUUUCUUUUUUAACUGUUAGGUUUCCAACCAGUCUGUUUUAUGAUCGAAGUUACAUUUUGCUCGUUAAAAAGAUGAUUUAAUGCAAAGUAUGUAUGUUAAAGUUGGUUCAAUCAAGGAAAAACUUGAUUGGGUUUGACUGCGUGAGGAAAUUUUGAUUGACUAACGGGUGUGCCAGCUUUACAUCACACCUAGUGCAAUUUGUUUUCUGAUUAUGAGUCACUACUCUUUUGAUUUUGCACAGGAGGUGAAGCAUUAAGCUUCGAUGUUAAAGACGCAGCAGAAAGACCACCUAGUGAAGACAAUUGUGUCUCAGCUGAUAAUCAAACAAAGAACCUUUCGAAGUCUCACUCAAAAGGCAAACAUCGGGGAGAAAGCUGUCCACAGCAAAAUGGAUCCUUAGAAAAGCAAAUCCUGGGUGCUCUGCAGGUGUCAUCGCACCCUUGCACACUCAAUGACAUUCUACACAGUGUUGCCAUCCACACAUGUGAAGCAAGUGUAAUAGAGUGCAUCAAUAAACUGGAGGAGACAAAGAAAAUAGUCAGAAAAAUGAAAAUGCCUCCCAUGUGGGUAAUUGGAGAGUCAACAACAGAGAGCAAGAGGGGAGAUAAAGAAAUACCUGAACUGCCACCACUGGUACCUGAUUAUGAAUCUGACAAUAAUGACGAGGAAGAACAGGAGAAAUUUAUGGAGGACAGAAAGGAGGAUAGGGCCUUAGAAGCGAAAGAAAAUCUGAGUGAUGGAGAUGGCCAACAAUCGAAAACUUCAGGAAACCUGGAAAAAGGUGAUUUGUGUGCAUCACUGUCCUUUGUAAAAAAUGAAAAAGAAGGUGAUCGUGGUUCUGCCAAGACCCAAAUUUCUCAAAAUUCAAACGAAGGUUCUUCAAGUAAGGACCGCAUGUUCUGUGAGCAAGAUGUCGACAACAACCCAAGCCUUGUUAACCGCUCAGCUGAACCUUUAUUAGAUGAAAAUCCACUGCUGCAAUCCAAUAAAGAUCCUUGUCCACAACCCUCUGGUGCUGUUAGGUUGAGCAGUGUAUCUCCUUCAUCUGAUCCUGCUUUUGCUAUGGCUCACAGCAGAUCUGCCACACUAGGUGCGUCCACACGUCCACCCGCGCCCCUGCCAACACCAUCAGGAGGACCCCCUCCACCCCCAUCAGCUCACCUAUUCAAUACCUUGAUGUCGCAGUGCACCAGAAAACCAGCACCUGUUGCAAUGGCUGCAAGACCCACAUUUUCACCUCCUCUUCGACCAAGUCAGCAAUCUCCCACGAUGGCACCACUUCGUCCUUUGAUGUCUUUGCCUGUUACUCGACCAACGCGCCCGCCCACGACAGAGCCUCGCUUUGGCAGUCAAAAUCUUGUAUUACAUAGCUCAAGUGCAAGUGGCCAAAUGUCUCAAAAUGAUUCCCAGCAACCGUGGAACUCAAAUGAAAACGAGCAGAAAGAAACCGUGACAUUUCACCAGGAUAUGUUUUCGGCAUUUGGCCAGGACCAGCCAAAUUUACCCAUGGGCCAGUCUCCGCCGAGUUCAUCAUCUCGAGGGAAUACGCUACAGCACAAGGUGCAAUCUGCUACCGAUUUGCGUCAGCCUUCUCUCAUGCAUUUCCCAAAACAAGGUACUGCCAAGCUGCCACCACCUCCGUCAGCACACCUUUUUCAGAAUCUUGUCAAGAAAGGUCCCCAGGCAGUCCCAACCUCCAGCACGAGCCCACUAAGCACCCUCUCUAAACAGCCCACGACACUUAGUGAUUUGGAAAGGAGAGUACUUGAAUACAUGAAACGAGAAAGGAAGUCGUGCGAUACUCUUCAACUGGCCAGACAAGUUGGUUUGAACACAAAGAAACAGAUUAAUCCAACACUUUACAAACUCCAGACGCUAGGUUUGAUUUACAAGAUGCACGAUCACCCUCCCACUUGGAAGGUACGCCAAGAAGUGAGUUCCUUGACUUUCCAAGGUUCAGGUGCUGAUUCAGGUUCUGCUGGAGUUGAUCGAAAGAGACCAUAUCCUGAAGCAGAUAACUAUAAAGGGCAUCAAACGCUAAAGAAACCUGUUAUCUCGACGUCGUCAUCACCUGCGUUUGGGUUGUCUGAACAGCAGGGGCCUGUGGCUGGCCAAUUUGGAGGAAUAAAGAGCAACGUGUUUACUCCAAAGUUACAGUCAGCUUUAGUUCCAUCUCAAAACACACAGAUUUCCUUAUCAUCUUCAGGAAAUGACAACAGAUUAUUAGGUCUCACACCACAAGCAUUUACCAGUGAGCCAUCCAUUAGCGUUGCAAACUAUAAUUCAAUCCCGCCAGCACCUUCAGGCCCUCAAAUGGAUCUUCCAGAUGUCCUCUCCAGUGUCGCUUAUGCAGCAAUGAACAAAAACCCCGUUAGUGCUCUAAAUGAGUACGUGCAAAAAAACAAAAUGGAAUUAAGUUUUGAAACCCUCAGCCAGCGUCCUACUUUUGCUGUUGCUGCAAAAAUCAAUGGAAAACUGUUCCCUGCGGCAAAUGCCAGAAACAUGAAGGAUGCUAGGCGCGAGGCUGCAGAUAUCGCUUUAAGAAGCUUGCUAGGUCGGGCUGCACAUACGGGAAUGGAUGGUACUUCGCCAUUGAACAUCACGAACCCCUCUGCCAGCGUUCUCAGUAAAGUCCGUACCCACUUCGAUCUUAUUGCUGCUCUUUCGCAUCACACGUUUCUUCAGAUUGCAGCGUCCAUUGCUGAUAAAUUUGCUGGAAGAAAGGUUGUGGCGUGCAUUAUCAUGAAACAAGGUGCCGAUGAUUCUGGCCAAGUUGUUUCUCUUGGAACUGGGAAUCGCUGCGUUACUGGUCAGCGGUUAAGUAUGGAAGGAAAGACCGUGAACGAUUCUCACGCUGAAAUUGUAGCUCGUAGAUCCCUGCUUCGAUUCUUCUACAACCAGUUAGGCAAGUAUUGCGAAGGGAAGGAGUCCAUUUUCAUUGCAAAGCAAGGUUCCUCAAGGCUCGUAGUACGCGAGGAGCUGUCAUUUCAUCUUUAUAUAAGUACAGCGCCUUGCGGAGACGGUGCUCUGUUUACUCCCCGAGAGGAACCGAACACUGACUUUUCAGAACACUCAACACAGCAUAACCCUAUAUUCACCACAAAACAACAGGGAAUCCUUAGAACAAAGAUCGAAGAUGGCGAAGGUACGAUUCCUAUCGACCCUUCCGAUGGAAUUCAAACAUGGGAUGGCCUGUUGAGGGGCAACAGAUUACGUACCAUGUCUUGCAGUGAUAAGAUUUGCCGUUGGAAUGUUCUUGGACUGCAGGGUGCUCUUCUGAGUCACUUCAUUGAGCCCGUUUACUUAGCGUCGCUCACUCUAGGCUACUUAUACGACCAUGGUCAUCUCUCACGCGCUGUCUGCUGUCGUCUGCAACACAACAGUGACCUCAACACGUUGCUUCCAUCUCCGUAUCACGUGAAUCAUCCAUGGCUUGGUCGUGUUACAGCGUAUGAUCCACCACGCGAGACAGAAAAGACAAAUAACCUUAGCGUCAAUUGGUCAAUUGGUGAUGCCUACCCUGAAGUGACCGAUGGCCGCACGGGCGCUUGCAUGACACGGACACAGAACAGUCCCACUCCUUCACGCGUUUGUAAGGCCGCGUUGUAUUCAUCCUUCAAAGAGAUAAGCGCCAAGUUAAGCCGCCAGGAACUCAUGGCCGCUGAAACCUACUGCGAAGCGAAAAAGAUGGCGACUGACUUUCAAGAGGCUAAGCGUAAACUGUGCGAUUAUUUUAAAUCGUCGAAAUAUGGCCCAUGGGUCAGUAAGCCAGUGGAGCAAGAAAUGUUUUCUUGA